UGUAACACACACACACACACACACACACACACACACACACUUGGAGGAAAACACAGUCCACUCGUGAAGACACGCAGCACUGAAGUGAUUGGUACCAUGAAGGGGCUUCUGCUCCUGUGUCUGCUCCUCUUGUUUGGAGGUCAAAGGUCAUCCGCCUGUCCUCACCCUUGCUCCUGUCAUGGCAGUCAGGUGAAUUGCAGCAGCAGGUCUCUCACCUCUUCCUCGCUGCCCAUCAAUUUCCCUGCAGGCACAACUUCCCUCUUCCUCCAAAACAACCGACUGACCCACCUCCCUAAUGGGUUCCUGGAGGGUCUGACCUCUCUCCGCUCCGUCUCUCUCCAUGGAAACCCCUGGGAGUGUAACUGUGGCGUCCUCUACCUGCGCGCCUGGCUGCUGCGUCAGCCCACCUCCCUCACAUCACAUCAGGGCGUCAACUGCAGCUCCCCUCCUGGCCUGAGGGGGCGGCUGGUGGUGCAUUUAAUGGAGAAGGAGGUCCUGGAGUCCUGCCACUACUGGUAUUGCGACCUGGCUCUGGCCUCGCAGGUGUGUCUGUUUGUGUUUGUGGUGUUGCAGGCGGCUCUACUCGUGGCACUCAUCGUGUUUCUAAAGAGGUUUGAGAGGCUCUCCAAAGAGGCGAGGAGAACCACGGAGGAGAGCUUCACAGUGGGGGAAAGUCUGAGGGAUAACAACUAAAAGGACAGCAGCAUCUGACCAGCAACUGUGGUGUGUUAGAUCCAAAAAAAUGGGAAGAAUAUCGGUUUAUUUAUUUACACACUGGAAAGAAAAUGUAUGUAUUGUUUUGUUUUUCAGAAUCUAAAUUUCAUUUGUGCAGAGGCAGGCAUAGGUUGAUAAAUGAAUGGGCUCCUAUUGACUCCAUAUAUAAAACAUCAUUUAAUGAGACUAUACCAACCACAAAGAUACUCAAAAUGACCACAAAGGAGGAGGGGGUAUUUGUGAUGGCCCAACCCCUGACUAGCACAAUUUGUCAACCAUCUGUGACCAUUCGUCCUAUACCACUAUAGAAUAGCCUAUAAUAAGAAAGAUGUCAAAUGAUCUGCACUAAAGCUCAACCAAAAUAGAUUUUUUUUAUGCUGAAUGUUGUUAUUUGAGUGUGAAAUUACCUUCUGUAUCGGAUGAUAUUAUUUUUCAACAUUGUACUUUUUUUGACAAGAGUCCUGAAAAUGUGGCAAUUAAACUGUUGUGACUAUUACAUGUACUAAAAAAGACAUUUAACAGUUGGAAAAUAAAAGUGCCAGUACUGUCUGGUGGACAUACCA
Eleginops maclovinus (Patagonian blennie) is the source of this 1277-nucleotide messenger RNA. It is a transcript of the gene gp1bb, whose product is annotated as glycoprotein Ib platelet subunit beta. NCBI's taxonomy places the organism in Eukaryota, Metazoa, Chordata, Actinopteri, Perciformes, Eleginopidae. The coding region runs from base 97 to 693 and encodes 198 amino acids. The record is from RefSeq and is a predicted model, not a curated record. The transcript is spliced from 2 exons.